AUGGCUGCGGCCGCACCCCCGCCACCGCUGCCGCCGCCGCCGCCGCCGUCGCUCACCGCUGAGACGCUGACCAGCCGCCAGCUGGCCGCGGCCGCCGUGGCCUCUGCCGUCGGCGGCGCGUUCUUCCUCGCCCUCUGGGCCUUUGUGCGAGGACCGCUGCGCCACAUCUACCAGAAGCGUACGCAAAUCACCGACCUGCACGCCCGCCCGCCGCCGAUGCGCGUGCGCGGACUGCUGCACCGCUGCUUGGGCUUUUUGGCACCCGUCUUCCUGCUGACCGAUGCCGAGCUGCUGCAGACCGCUGGCCUGGAUGCCCUGAUGCUGUGCCGCUUCCUGGCGCUGGGCCUCCAAGUGUUCGUGCCCAUCUCUGCCCUCUGCUGCGCCGUGUUGGUACCGCUGACCAGGACCGGUACCGCUGUUGAGGACAGCGCUGAGUAUGCCAACACCGCUGAGUUGAUGCGGUACACCCUCAGCAACGUGGAGGAGGGCUCUCCCAAGCUGUGGGCUCCCUUUGCGCUGAGCUACGUCGUUCUCGGGUACACCGGCUAUGUGCUGCUCAUGCACUACAAGUCGUACGCGCUGCUCCGCCUUCUGCACCAGCGCUUAGGCAUGCGCGGGGCGGCGGCAGACGGGCCGCCCAGCAUGGCCAUUGUCGGGAUGGAGCGGCGGGGCUGGAAGCAGGCUGCCAGCCUGCUGCUGACGCUGAUCAGCCCGCUCCAUAUGCAUCACCAGGACGCCAAGCACGUCAGGGAGGUGAUGGCAGUGCACGAUGCCGCGGAGCUGGCGGCGGCUCGCAGCGCGGCGGCCGACGGCAGCCCGCAGGCCGCGGCGGGCGACAUGAACCUGGAGCCGGCACAAACAGCUGCCUUCGGUGGCUCCAGCAGCGACGGCGAUGAUGGUGGGGAGGAGGCGGAGGACGAGGAGGCUGCAGGGUGCAACACAGGUGCCGGCAGCGCCGGCGCCAGCGUGGAUGGCAGCAAGCUGGCCAGGCCCGACAGCGACGGGAUGCCGGUGGUGCUGCCCUGGUGGCUGCCACCCGAGCAGGUGCCGGCAGAGGUGUCAGCGGAGCUGGGGACCAGCGGCGUCAUCAGCGGCAAGUCCUGCUGCGUGCUGCGGGGGCGCGUGCGGGGCGUCACGCCUGCGGGGCGCACCGUCUGGGCUCAGGCAUCCCAGUAUGCCGUGCUGUGGACGGUGAUCGGGCCGCCGCCGUCGCGAGAGCUGCACAGCUUGCUGCGCUCGCGCGGCCCGUCGCCACGCCUGGCGCCGCCCAGCAUCCGAGUGGACGGCGGCGGCAGCCAGCAGGCUGAGGCCGACGGCGGCGGCGGCGCCGGCAGCCAGGGCAUGAGCAAGGGCGGCAGCCGUGGGGGCAGCAGCGCCAGCCUGGCACCGGGCAACCCUCAGCAGGCAGGCCCGGAGGCUGAUGCCAUCGCCGGCCACCUGGCUCGCUCCCUGAAGGAGUUCUUCCCUCAGUCAUUCAGCCGUCUAGUGCGGGUGCAUGACCACCUGGCUGUGGACCGGCUGUUGGCCAAGCAUGAGGACGCCGCCACCUGCCGCGAUCGAGCUCUGACCGCGGUGGCUGCGGCACGCGCUUCGCUGAGCGCGGCCGAGGCGGCGCCAUCUGCGGGGCCGGCGCAGGACGGCGGCGGCAGCGGCAAGGCAGGUGGUGGCGGCAGCGGCAGCGGUGGUGGCAGGAAAGCGGCCAGGGCGGCUGCCAGGCUGGCGCGCGCAGAGGCGGGGCUGGCCAAGUGGCAGGGGCGGGUGGAGGAGCUGGAACAGCAGAUUGUGGCGGCCCGGCAGCACGCGCUGGCCAGGCCGUUAGGGACUGCCUUCAUUGCGCUCUUCAGGACGCAGGCCGCGGCAAUGAUGGCGGCACGCCUGGAGUCCUCUGUCCUUCCCUCUGGAAACUUCUCGGUGCAGCUGGCGCCCGGGCCCGACAACAUCAACUGGCCCGCGCUGUGGACGCCCUGGCUGCAGCGCGUGUGGCGUGGCCUGGCCGUCAUCCCGCUGCUGGCCGUCGUCAUGCUGUUCCCCAUCGGCACCCUGACCGGGGCGCUGUCCAACCUUAACACCGCUGUGUGUGGCGGCUCGCCUGAGACCAACAAGCUGUAUUGGCCGUGGUACUGCCAGUCCCGCAGCUUCGGGGCGGAGCUCAUGAAGGAGCUGCUGCAGGGCCUCCUGCCUGCCAUUCUUUCCACCUGCUGGGACACAUACGUCCUGCCCCUGGCCUUCUACUUCUUGGCUCAGUCUGGACAGCGCCACCUGGCGCUGUCCGACCUGGACCGCCGCAUCACCGCCCUCUUCUACUGCUUCUCGGUCAGCAACACCUUCCUCAUGAGCGUCCUGGGCGGGGCCGUGUUCCAGCAGAUCGGCUCCCUGGUCACCAACCCAACCAAGUGGCUGCAGCUGCUGGCCACCGCGCUGCCCUCAGCGUCCAUCUGGUUCAUGGACUAUUUGGUGGUGCAUGCCCUAGCGAUCAACGUGUGGCGCUUCGCCUGGCCCCACGACGGCACCGUGCUCUUUGUGCUGUUCCGCGGCGUCGGCCUCUUCCGGCCCAACUGCGAGCGCGACCGCUGCAUGAUCCGGUCCACGCCCUCCCUGCGCUCCGGCCGCCACUACGGCGCCUUCCUGCUCAUACAGAUCAUGGCGCUCUCCUACGCUGUCAUCGCGCCUCUGCUGCUCCCGAUGGCCGCCUUCUACUUCCUGACGGCCUGGGUGACCUGGCGCUACUGUGUCCUGCACUUCUACGAGCGAAGCUACGAGUCAGGGGGCCGCAUCUUCGAGAUCCUGUUCACCCUGGUGGUCUGGACCGGCGUGCUCUUCACCCUCUUCUCCUCCCUGGUGCUGGCCUCCAAGAAGGCCUGGAGCCCCUGCCUGCUCAUGCUAGCCACGCAGCUGCCCAUGCUGUACGUGUACCACAGGAAGGUGCAGCUGUCGGUGGGGCACUACGCUCGCGUGGUGCCCAUGCAGUCCACGCUGCAGGCGCCAAAGGUGGAAGUCGACCCCGCCACCUACCUGCCGCCGCCGCUGCGCCCCGGAGCAGUGGGCUGGUAUCCCGAGUGGGGCAAGGUGUGGGAGAAGUACGGCAUCAGCCGGCACUCGUGGUAGGAAGCUGGUAGGAAGCCGGCGGCAGGAGCCGGACGUUGACCAAACCUCUGUCGAGCAGGCACGCUCGCUGUGCCUGCAAGCCUUGAGCGGCGCCUGCUGCAAGCGGCAGCCUCUUACAUGUCAGCUGGCGGCACACACCCGCUGGCCGUCGGCUGGUCGCUAACACAUAAUCUGCGCUGUAAACUUGAGAGAAACAA
Messenger RNA from Chlorella variabilis, 3302 nucleotides. RefSeq lists its product as hypothetical. Bases 1 to 3105 code for a protein of 1034 amino acids. Gene Ontology annotation, molecular function: calcium-activated cation channel activity. The record is from RefSeq and is a predicted model, not a curated record. NCBI's taxonomy places the organism in Eukaryota, Viridiplantae, Chlorophyta, Trebouxiophyceae, Chlorellales, Chlorellaceae. Gene Ontology annotation, cellular component: plasma membrane. The transcript is spliced from 26 exons.